Molecule: messenger RNA, 645 nt
Organism: Dentiscutata heterogama
Lineage: Eukaryota; Fungi; Glomeromycota; Glomeromycetes; Diversisporales; Gigasporaceae
Source: the annotation of a GenBank genome assembly
UCAUCUGAAAUUCCCACUAUAGAAAGUUCUAAACAAGUUUUACGAAAACUUUCAGAAGCUGGAAUGAAAAAAAUUAAUUUUGCCGGUGAAACGAAUAUUAAAAUUGGCCGUGGAUCAGGACAACAUAUUAAAAAUUUAUAUGAAAUUGCAGAAUGGUGUCAUCAAUUAGGAAUAAAAUUUAAGUUAAAUACCGUAAUAAAUGCUUUUAAUUGGGAAGAAGAUAUGAAUGAACAUAUUAAAAUUUUAGCUCCAUUCCGAUGGAAAUGUUUUCAAGUCUUAAUUUUGGAGAAUGAGAAUGGUGGAUUUGAAGGUACAUUAAGAGAUGCAAGAAGAUUUAAAAUUUCAACAGAGCAAUAUGAAGCAUUCAUCGAAAGGCAUAAAGCUCAGAAAUCAAUGGUUAAAGAACCUAAUAAUAUAAUGAAAAAUUCAUACUUAAUACUUGAUGAGAAAUUACGCUUUUUAAAUUGUACAGAUGAUGACAAAGUUCCAAGCGAAUCUUUACUAGAUGUUGAUGUUGACACGGCAUUACAGCAAGCCGGUUGGGACGAGAGUGCCUUUUAUCAACGACAGGGAAUUUAUAAUUGGUCAAAGUUUCCAAAUAAUGAUUGUGCCAGCGCGAAUGAUUCAAAAAAGUUUGAUUGGUAA